This is a messenger RNA of Rangifer tarandus platyrhynchus (Svalbard reindeer), 933 nucleotides long. Lineage: Eukaryota; Metazoa; Chordata; Mammalia; Artiodactyla; Cervidae. The record is from the annotation of a GenBank genome assembly.
AUGGCUCUGGGCAAUGUUUCUUUCAUGACUCAGUUUAUUUUGAUGGGAUUGACAGACCAACCAGAUCUCCAGCUCCUGCUCUUCUUCCUCUUUCUAGUAAUAUAUGUGGUCACUGUGAUGGGAAAUUUGGGCUUGAUCAUCCUUAUUGGGCUGAGUUCACACCUACACACGCCCAUGUACUUUUUCCUCUUUAACUUGUCCUUCAUAGAUCUCUACUUCUGUUAUUCUUCUGUAUUUACACCCAAAAUGCUGAUUAACUUCAUAUCAAAGAAGAAUAUUAUUUCUUACAUGGGGUGCAUGACCCAGCUCUACUUCUUCUGUUUUUUUAGCCUUUCUGAAUGCUAUGUGCUGACAUCAAUGGCCUAUGACCGCUAUGUGGCCAUCUGUAAGCCACUUUUGUAUAAUGUUGUUAUGUCCCCUAAAGUGUGUUCCAGCCUUAUGUUUGGUUCAUACUUGAUGGCGUUUUCUGGUUCCAUGGCUCACACUGGAUGCAUGCUGAGACUGACCUUCUGUGAUGCAAACACCAUCAACCAUUAUUUCUGUGAUAUCCUCCCUCUGCUCGAGCUCUCCUGCACAAGUAUCUAUGUCAGUGAGCUGGUAGUCUUCAUUGUAGUGGGCAUCAAUAUCAUUGUGCCCAGUCUCACCAUCUUUGUCUCUUAUGGUCUCAUCCUCACCAACAUCCUCCACAUCAGCUCCACAGAGGGCAGGUCCAAAGCCUUCAGCACCUGCAGUUCACACAUCAUUGCUGUUUCUCUCUUCUUUGGAUCAGGGGCAUUUAUGUAUCUCAAACCACCUUCUGCUAUGGAUGAGGGGAAAAUCUCUUCUGUCUUUUACACCAAUUUGAUUCCUAUGAUGAACCCACUAAUCUACAGUUUGAGGAACAAAGAUGUUAAACUUGCUCUGAGACAAACCCUAAGUAGGAGACAGUUUUAA